This is a messenger RNA of Paramuricea clavata, 2790 nucleotides long. Lineage: Eukaryota; Metazoa; Cnidaria; Anthozoa; Malacalcyonacea; Plexauridae. The record is from the annotation of a GenBank genome assembly.
AUGAAAAACAGCCUCUUAGCUGGUGUUACAGUAGAAAAGCCAGCAACAUUGAUUUUAAAAAAUGUUAAUCAAAGUUAUGAUGGAAUGUACAAGUUUAUCCUUACAGCAGGUGAUGAUAGUGGUGUGUCUGAAGUUACAGUUAUUAUAGCAGGUACUUUUUAACCAAGUAAAACUUCUGGUUGUCCCAAAGUUGGUGUAAUGCUUUCACUGAAGCGUUUUAGUUUUGCAUGCAUGGGUAUGGUCACGAUAAUUAUUGCGCAAUUUGUGAUUUUUCUAAUGCUUUUCAAAUACGAAUGCUAUAUACAGAGUCCUCGAUGUGUCAUAUAGAUAUAUAGCUUCGCUUAAGUCAAGUUGUCACUUAUCAAGAAUUUAGUCUCCCUUUAUUAUUUGAUCUUUGUGAUUAGAGUUGUAUACUGCAAUCUUACAAAUGACUUGUCAUAAUAAUUAAACUCUCACGUUUAAUUUCAUUACAUUUCAGUGCAGGCAACAAUAACAAUCAGUUGUUCCAGCAUCACUACAGUAAAUAAAGGUGAUGACAUCAUAUGUCUAUGUAAGGGUGAAGGUGGCAAACCUCCAGCCAAUGUGACGUGGUAUGAUAAAGAUGGCCAAAUUGGUGAAACAGGAAAUGAAAAUCAAACAUUAAUUCUUAGAAAUGUCAAUGGAACAUAUAACGGAACAUAUACAUGUAAAGCCCAAAGCCACACUCUAACUGCUGAAAAAUCAAUCGAAGUGAGAGUAAGGCCCGAUAGUAAGUAUGAUUGAUACUCAAACAUUAUAUACAACACCAUAUUUAUAGAGCGUUGGGACUAAAAUUUAUUCUCUUAAUCUUGUGUAUUAAUCUCAUAUUACCUUUCUUAAAGGCCACUCCUAUUUUUAUAAUAAUAAUAUAAUAUAACAAGUUUGUCAGUUUGCAUGCUAUUUGCAUUGAUCAACUAUAUACACGUUUACUUUAUGUAUGUUAAUAUUGACAAUAGGCUGACAAUACAAUAAGCUUACAAAGACAAGUUGCGACACUGAGGACAAAUUAAUAAGGGACACCUAUUAUAACCUGUAAAGUCGUUAAAGUAUAAAAAUAUUAGUUAUAACUACUUUUUACGAGGUUUAAAUCUUAUAGGGAUUUACACACCGCAUGCAACUUAGCAACCAUAGAGAUAUUUUAAGUACUGUUUAAUAAACGAGCAGGAGUGUUUUAUUAGGUUUAAAGCCACGAGCGCGCAGCGCGAGUGGCUUUAGACCUAAUAAAACACGUUCUGCGAGUUUAUUAAACGGCUUCAAACACGACUACAAAUUCAAUAGAAAUACUGCCUUAUUAGUAUUCUUUAUAUAAAAAAAUACUAAUGAGGACACGACUACAAUAGAUACUGCCUUAUUAGUAUUCUUUAUAUAAAGAAUACUAAUUAGGAGUGUUUUAUCAGGUUUAAAACCACUGCACGUGACAUUAUGGUUGAUAUGAUUUGCCAGUAAGCGUAUGAAUUAUUAAUGAGUUUUUGAAGUUUUAUAUAUUAAUAGAUAAUUUGGAAAUCAUCAGAUAACUUAUAUAUAAACCAAGCACUAGUCAUAUUUGUAAAUAUAGUAGUUAUACCACGUAUUUGGUUAUGGCUUUAUUUUAUCUAGUGUUUGUAUAGAACAUACAAAUCAGUGCGUGUAACUAUAAUAUAAUGGAUAUUUUAUUAUUUUGUCGUUUUUUUACAAACGCAGUUAAACAAACCAUAUCAAGUUUUACCUUUAAUCCACUAACUUCCCGACAAAGGGCCUUCGCUCGAAGCGUCGAAGUAUUUUUGUAUUUUUCGCCUUGUAUUUUUCAGGCAAUGGGUGAUUCCAGCUAUAGACUAAAUUUUGAUUUACACACGUAAAAAUCUCACAACUUAUCAACAAGGUGUGUUUGCAACAGGCUUGUAGCAAGCUUGUCAACAAGUUGUAACAAUGCUGUUAUUUUAUCAAGUUACUACAAGAUUGUCACUCACAACUUGUUGACAAAUUGUUGAAUUGCAGGACGAUAACAGGUUGUUGGAACAACUUGUAACAAGUCUGUUGAGCUCAACAACCUUGUAGCAAGUUGUCAACAAGCUGGGAACAAGCAGUGCGAACACAUCCUGUUGACAAGUUGUUGGAACAGCAUUGCUACAAGUCUGCUGCAGGUUUGUUACAAAAACUGCAAAGUUUGAUUGCGAAAUGUUGAAAAUAUAGCCCUACGAAAUUUGCAAAUUUUGUAUUCAUUUGUAUUACACACGGGAAUUUGCACCACAUUUGGGCCCAAAUAUGGUACAUUUUCCCGCGCGUAAUACAAAUUAAUACAAAAUUUGCAAAUUUUGCAGGUCUAUGUUUUCCGCAUUUUACAACAUUUCGCAACCAAACUUUGCAAUUUUACACAUUUCAACAUGCUCUUUCUAACUGUGGUGAUGGAAUUGCCCAUUGUAUAUUCUUGUCAAUUCGAAGCAUUCCUAUUUUAUACUGUUCGUAUAGAACAUACUAAUUGUAUCACCAUAUAGAAUGUACAAAUUCUAACUAUGAUAUGUUAUUAUUUUGUUUUUAUAAACGUAGUUAAACCAACCAUAACAAGUUUUACCACUAAUCCGUCAAAAGCAAUGGUGGGUCAACCAGUUACAAUCAUAUGUGUGGCUAUUGGUCGUCCAGAACCAAGUUAUACCAUCAUUCAUAAUGGUACAAGAAUUGUCAGCACUGUCAACAUAUAUGCCAUAUCUAGAGCGGAGUGGAAUGACACAGGAACAUACACAUGUAAUGCGACGAAUGCACUUGGAAAUGAUUUAGAGUUCUUGAAUUUGACCGUAG